This is a messenger RNA of Acaulospora morrowiae, 255 nucleotides long. Lineage: Eukaryota; Fungi; Glomeromycota; Glomeromycetes; Diversisporales; Acaulosporaceae. The record is from the annotation of a GenBank genome assembly.
AUGCACGAUCCUAAAAUGGAAUCCUACAUGCAAUACACAGUCGAUGUACUUUCACAAGGUUCUUGUGCACUCUUCGUGUCACCUCAUGAAGUGAUAGUGAAAGUAUCACUAUCCGCACGCAUUUUGACUUCGAUAUUUAACUUCAAACAAGCAAAAGAUAACAACGGGAUGCAAAAUAAGGACAAACAUUCGGGUAAAUUGAGGAACACGCCAAAUGCAUGCGGUCAUACCGUCUUCUCGCUAGAAAUAGAACAC